ACUGAUGCGCGCCGCGGGUUGGGGCGCGAUGGCGGCGCUGGGCGGGGACGGGCUGCGCCUGCUGUCGGUGUCGCGGCCGCAGCGGCCGUCCGAGUCGGCGGCACUGGGCGGUCCGGGCCCCGGACUGUGCUGCUGGGUGUCCGUGUUUUCCUGCCUCAGCCUCGCCUGCUCCUACGUGGGCAGCCUCUACGUCUGGAAGAGCGAACUCCCCAGGGACCAUCCCGCCGUCAUCAAGCGGCGCUUCACCAGCGUCCUGGUGGUGUCCAGUCUCUCACCCUUGUGCGUGCUGCUCUGGAGGGAACUCACAGGCAUCCAGCCAGGCACAUCCCUGCUCACGCUGAUGGGCUUCAGGCUGGAGGGCAUUUUCCCAGCAGCGUUGCUGCCCCUGCUGCUGACCAUGAUUCUUUUCCUGGGCCCCCUGAUGCAGCUCUCUAUGGAUUGCCCUUGUGACCUGGCAGAUGGGCUGAAGGUUGUCCUGGCCCCCCGCUCCUGGGCCCGCUGCCUCACAGACAUGCGUUGGCUGCGGAACCAAGUGAUCGCCCCCCUGACAGAGGAGCUGGUGUUCCGGGCCUGUAUGCUGCCCAUGUUAGCGCCGUGCAUGGGCCUGGGCCCUGCUGUGUUCACCUGUCCGCUCUUUUUUGGAGUUGCCCAUUUUCACCACAUUAUUGAGCAGCUGCGUUUCCGCCAGAGCAGUGUGGGGAACAUCUUCUUGUCUGCUGCGUUCCAGUUCUCCUACACAGCUGUCUUCGGUGCCUACACUGCUUUCCUCUUCAUCCGUACAGGCCACACCCUCCACCACCUUCCUCAUCACUGCUGCCUCCAGCCACAUCAAACUUGCCUUGUGCUCCACAUCUUUGCACCUGCCUGGGACAUUCUUCCUGAACAUCUGAACUCAAAGGCCUUCGUCCUGUCCUCAUAUCCUCAGCUGACCUUUCUAGCAGGCCCUGGAGGAACCAGCUGUAGGCAAGCGCACCCCUCGGCUUCAUCAUUUUGUUUAUCUGCAAGGGAACCCUUGGGGGCAGGGCGCUGCCUGAGGCAUGUGUCAGUGGGCUUUGUAUACAGGAGCCCUCGGUUCCACUCAUUAAAUGCCUGGAUGACAAUAUGAGACUGGGACAGGGCGACAAUGACUUAAAGGGCCAUAUGGGGACAUGGGAGCCAGCACUGCAAGAGGCGCUCCAAGACCGUGAGGCCACAUGGCUGGGAGCUUGGUCCUCCAUGUGAAAGCAUGGCCUGUGGUUGUGUAGCAACAGCCCUGUGGGCAAGUUUCCACUUCAGUGAAAACAUCCCCAUGCGUCGUCAUUUAUUCAUGAUCUCUGCUGGCACCUUCGAUAGGGACUCAAGGCCGCCCGGACCUCUCUGAGCUUGGCCUCUACUUAUGGACCCCUAUCACCUGGAGGCCUGGAUAGGAAAGAUGCCCCCCUGACCAGCCUUCCAGGUGCUCACCAGAGUGGGGCUGGCCAGCAGUGCUGUGCCUAUCUGAGCCUCGCCCCCACCUCUCCUAAAGAGAUGCUGACAUUUCAGCUGGGCCAAGGCAUGGCACUGAAGAAGGGAAGCAGCUGGUGAAACCAUCCAAAGAACCCGAGCGCGCAGGGUGAGGACCCUCGGAGCCCUCCCUUUCCCACGCUGCGUCUCCCUUUGUAGAUAUCCCCCUUCUGUGAUGGUUGAGCCACCUAUCCUCCCCUCAAUACUGUAAGCUCCAUGGGGGCAGGAACCAGGCCCAUCUGGUUCCUGAUGAACCCAGCUCCCAGCACUGGGUGGCACAUGGUGGAUGUGGAUAAGCGUCUGUGUGUAGAGUGAAUGAAAAAAAAUUUUUGAGACAUAGUGUGUUGCCCAGG
This is a messenger RNA of Sapajus apella (tufted capuchin), 1835 nucleotides long. RefSeq names its product Ras converting CAAX endopeptidase 1 (gene RCE1). The coding region runs from base 5 to 1105 and encodes 366 amino acids. The record is from RefSeq and is a predicted model, not a curated record. The transcript has 8 exons. Gene Ontology annotation, biological process: CAAX-box protein processing. Gene Ontology annotation, cellular component: endoplasmic reticulum membrane. Lineage: Eukaryota; Metazoa; Chordata; Mammalia; Primates; Cebidae. Gene Ontology annotation, molecular function: metalloendopeptidase activity.